Messenger RNA from Trichomycterus rosablanca, 1080 nucleotides. Its product is annotated as kelch domain-containing protein 8B-like. The record is from RefSeq and is a predicted model, not a curated record. The transcript is spliced from 5 exons. Lineage: Eukaryota; Metazoa; Chordata; Actinopteri; Siluriformes; Trichomycteridae. Gene Ontology annotation, molecular function: protein binding. The coding region runs from base 1 to 1080 and encodes 359 amino acids.
AUGCCAGUGCCCGAGAUGGCAGUGAGUCCAGUGAAGUCUCUGCAAUGGGAAGUGUUUCCCCCGAUGGCCGAACGCCGAGUCUACUGCACGCCUGUUCUCUGGGCCGACCGCCUCUACGUUAUGGGAGGAUGCAGUGAAAACGGAAUGCCCCUGGACUCAGUUGAGUUUCUGGAUUUAGAGAGCCAAAGUUGGUGCCAGCUACCACCGUUACCCACAGCCAGGGCAGGGGCUACGGCUGUCGCACUGGGGGAUCAGCUGGUUGUGAUAGGGGGUAUGGACGCUCAGCAGAGUCCGCUGUCAUCGGUGGAGGUUUAUCACCCUGACGAGGGCAGGUGGGAGAAAAAGGCCGGUCUUGGACAGGCGUCCAUGGGAAUAUCUGCACAUGUGAUAGAUGAAAAGUUGUAUGCACUGGGGGGAAUGGGAGCUGAUACGAGUCCUCAGGCUCUGGUGAGGGUGUAUGAACCAGUAAAGGACCAGUGGUUGCCCUUGGCCUCCAUGCCCACUCCUCGCUAUGGAGCGUUUUCUUUCCUGCUUGGCAACAAAAUCUACAUUCUAGGUGGGCGUCAAGGCAAGAUGCCAGUGACUGCAUUCGAGGCCUUUGACCUGGAGACAAAGAGCUGGACGCGCUACCCAUGCAUCCCGAGCCGCAGGGCCUUCUCCAGCUGUGCAGCCACAGAGAGGGCCUUCUUUAGCCUGGGCGGCCUUCAGCAACCCGGCCCUCAUAACUUCUACUCCAGGCCGCACUUCGUCUCCACUGUGGAGGAGUUCGACACCGAACAGGGUGUUUGGCUGAAGCCCACACGGAGUUCGCGGAUGAGGGAAAAGAGGGCCGACUUUGUGGCAGGAUGCCUCGGUGGAAGGGUGAUUGUUGCCGGGGGACUGGGUAACCAGCCGUCACCGCUGUCCUCAGUAGAGAGCUAUAACCACGUGAAGAGGAAAUGGGAAGCCGUGGCUCCACUUCCCACCCCACGCUGUUCCUGUACCCCGCUACAGACCCACAACAUGCUCUUUCUUAUCGGAGGUGUAUCCCAAGGGCCCAGCAACGCCGUGGAGGCGUUGUGUUUUCAAGAAAGCGUCUGA